AUGGCAGCAUGGUAUAUUCGAGAGGUUAAUUAUCCAGAGUGGCUCGCCAAUGUGGUUCUGGUCCCCAAGGGAGAAGGGAAGUUCCUCGGGUACAUCGUGCAUCAUCGGGGGAUCGAGGUGAAUCCCGAGAAGAUUAAAGCAAUACUAAAGAUGCCGACCCUAAGAAACAUUAAGGAGUGCCAGGAGGCCUUCAACGAGCUUAAGGCAUGUUUGGCCUCACCGCCUGUCCUCACUAAGCCAAGGAUGGGUGAGCCACUAUACCUUUACUUGGCCGUAGCAGAUGAGGGCAGUGAGCUCAGUACUGCAGAGGCUCGGUAUUCCCCCUUGGAGAAAUUAGCGUUUGCCCUGGUCGUCUUAGCAAGGAAGUUGCGACCCUACUUCAAGGUGCACUCUAUCACCGUGCUUACUGACCAGCCUCUAAGGCAGGUUCUGGGGAAGCCGGAGCUCUCAGGGAGAAUGUUGAAGUGGUCGAUGGAGUUAACAACAUUCGACAUAGAGUACAAACCUCGUUCAGCUAUUAAGGCCCAGGCCUUGGCAGACUUCAUCGUUAAAGGAUCUGGGCUUGGCAAAUCUCGAGAGGACAGCCUAGGACCAUGGAUGUUGGCAGUGGAUGGCAGCUCAAACCCUAGGGGUGGAGGAGCUGGGUUGAUGAUUAAGAGCCAUGAGGGUCAGUCCUGGUUAUACGCUCUUCAUUUUGAGUUCCGGGUGUCUAACAAUGAGGCAGAGUAUGAGGCCCUCAUAGUGGGGUUAAGGCUCGCCGCACAGCUUGGGGCGAGGCAUCUCAAUAAUAUGGAAGCAGACACCUUGUCUCGAAUCGCUUCGGCCUCUUUCCCAACCAAUUCUAGACAGAUUUUUAUCGAGACUCUACCCCAGAGAAGCAUUAACGAGAUUGUGGAGCAACUAUGCCUCGACCUAGAACCGAGUUGGUUGGACCCUUUUUUCAGUUAUUUGAAGGACGGCAAGCUGUUAGAGAGUGACUUAGAGGCCCGGGAGCUAAAAAGGAAGGCCCAGAAAUUUAUACUAAUCAAUGAGAAGUUGUACAAAAGAUCCUUCACUCAACCACUCUUGAGGUGCGUGAGGCCACGCGAAGUUGACUAUGUUUUAAGAGAGAUCUAUGAGGGAAUAUGUGGGAGUCACAUAGGAGCCCGGACUCUCUAUCAGAAAGCCCUUCGACAAGGGUACUACUGGCCGACUAUGGUGACUGAUGCAGAGCAGCUGGUCACAAAAAGUGAAAGAUGCCAACGGAUCUCCAACUUAAUUCAUGUUCAUAGUGCCAUGCUCGCCCACCUGGUUCAGCCGUGCCCCUUCGCCCAAUGGGGGACUGAUAUUCUAGGUCUGUUCCCACCUGUUGCGAGUCAAGUAAAAUUCUUGAUCGCAGCUAUAGACCACUUCACCAAAUGGAUAGAGGCCAAGCCCUUGGCCUCCAUCACUGCACGAAAAGUGAAGCAAUUUUUAUGGAAGAACGUGGAGUUGGGGAUCAAGCAGCACUUCACCUCUGUAGCUCAUCCACAGGCUAACGAGCAGAUUGAGCUUGCCAAUAGGACUAUGCUCUAUGGAUUAAAAGCCCGGGUUGACGAGGUAGAUGGAAGUUGGGUGGACGAGUUACCGAGCAUCCUUUGGUCUUAUCGGACCACGAGGAGGGGGUCCAUUGGGGAGACCCCAUUCAGCUUAUGUUAUAGCUCAGAGGCCCUUAUUCCGGUAGAGAUCGGGAUCCCAACUUUUAGGGUGGAGCAUUUUGACCCAGAGUCUAAUGAGCAAGACUUGAGGAAUAACCUGGAUACAGUAGAGGAACUUUGA
Molecule: messenger RNA, 1797 nt
Organism: Diospyros lotus (date-plum)
Lineage: Eukaryota; Viridiplantae; Streptophyta; Magnoliopsida; Ericales; Ebenaceae
Exons: 6
Coding region: 1-1797 (598 amino acids)
Molecular function (GO): nucleic acid binding; RNA-DNA hybrid ribonuclease activity
Source: RefSeq, a predicted model, not a curated record